Molecule: messenger RNA, 1070 nt
Organism: Symbiodinium necroappetens
Lineage: Eukaryota; Dinophyceae; Suessiales; Symbiodiniaceae
Source: the annotation of a GenBank genome assembly
GCAUGGGUUUCGAAUCGGCGGUCGACCUGCCGUUGACAGACGAGGAGGAUGAGCCAGAAGAGGAGGCCGAAGGCGGCAGAGAGGCCGCCCCUUCGGUGCCUCCCAAAAAGAGCGUGGACUUCGAUGUGCCGGAGCCACGAAGCAGCGCUCCGUCCAAGGCGGCGCGCAAAGGUACCGGCUUCGUAUUGACAUCCGACCUACCGUUGACGGAUGAGGAGGAUGAGCCGGAUGAGGCCGAAGGCGGCAAUGAGGCCGCACCUUCCGUGCCUCCCAAAAAGAGCGUGGACUUCGAUGCCGCCGGUGCCGGAGCCACGAAGCAGCGCUCCGUCCAAGGCACGGGCUUCGUAUUGACGGCGGACCUACCGUUGACGGACGAGGAGGACGAGGAGGAUGAGAAGGUUCCUUCCAAGCCUGCAAAGAAGAACGUGGACUUCAGCGCGGCAGCGAGCUUGGUGGUGCCGGAGCCACAAGGGGCUGCUCCGUCCAAGGCGACCCGUAAAGGCACGGGCUUCGUAUUGGCAGCCGACUUGCCGUUGACGGACGAGGAAGAUGAGCUGGAUGAGGCGGAAGGCAGCGGAGCAGUUCCUUCAGCCCCCAAGAAGAACGUGGGUUUCAGCGCGGUGCCGGAGCCACGGAGCACUGCUCCGUCGAAAGCAGCCCGCAAAGGCACGGGCUUCGUGCUGACAGCGGACCUGCCCUUGACCGACGAGGAAGAUGAGGAGGUGCAGCUUGCCCCGAAGCCUGUCCAGAAAAAUGUGGACUUCAGUGCAGUGCCGGAGCCGCGAAAUGCGUCUCCGCUCAAGGCGGCGCGCAAAGGCACAGGCUUCGUGUUGGCGGCCGACUUGCCUAUGUCUGAUGACGAGGACGAGGACGAGGUGCCUUCCAGUUCGCACUCCCAGCCAUCCCGACGCAACAUCGGCUUCACCGAGGACGUCCGAGCCCAGGCGCCGUCGGAUGGUGGCGGCAAGGCGGCACGGAAAGGCACGGGCUUCGUUAGUCCCGCGGACUUGCCGUCAGACGACGAGGAGGAAGACCAGGAGGCGCUUGAGGGCAGCGGUGAAGGCAGCUGA